Closterium sp. Naga37s-1 is the source of this 13302-nucleotide messenger RNA. Lineage: Eukaryota; Viridiplantae; Streptophyta; Zygnematophyceae; Desmidiales; Closteriaceae. The record is from the annotation of a GenBank genome assembly.
AUGGGUCAUGCUUUUGAGUCGACUCACUGCAUGGGUCAUGCUUUUGAGUCGACUCACUGCAUGGGUCAUGCUUUUGAGUCGACUCACUGCAUGGGUCAUGCUUUUGAGUCGACUCACUGCAUGGGUCAUGCUUUUGAGUCGACUCACUGCAUGGGUCAUGCUUUUGAGUCGACUCACUGCAUGGGUCAUGCUUUUGAGUCGACUCACUGCAUGGGUCAUGCUUUUGAGUCGACUCACUGCAUGGGUCAUGCUUUUGAGUCGACUCACUGCAUGGGUCAUGCUUUUGAGUCGACUCACUGCAUGGGUCAUGCUUUUGAGUCGACUCACUGCAUGGGUCAUGCUUUUGAGUCGACUCACUGCAUGGGUCAUGCUUUUGAGUCGACUCACUGCAUGGGUCAUGCUUUUGAGUCGACUCACUGCAUGGGUCAUGCUUUUGAGUCGACUCACUGCAUGGGUCAUGCUUUUGAGUCGACUCACUGCAUGGGUCAUGCUUUUGAGUCGACUCACUGCAUGGGUCAUGCUUUUGAGUCGACUCACUGCAUGGGUCAUGCUUUUGAGUCGACUCACUGCAUGGGUCAUGCUUUUGAGUCGACUCACUGCAUGGGUCAUGCUUUUGAGUCGACUCACUGCAUGGGUCAUGCUUUUGAGUCGACUCACUGCAUGGGUCAUGCUUUUGAGUCGACUCACUGCAUGGGUCAUGCUUUUGAGUCGACUCACUGCAUGGGUCAUGCUUUUGAGUCGACUCACUGCAUGGGUCAUGCUUUUGAGUCGACUCACUGCAUGGGUCAUGCUUUUGAGUCGACUCACUGCAUGGGUCAUGCUUUUGAGUCGACUCACUGCAUGGGUCAUGCUUUUGAGUCGACUCACUGCAUGGGUCAUGCUUUUGAGUCGACUCACUGCAUGGGUCAUGCUUUUGAGUCGACUCACUGCAUGGGUCAUGCUUUUGAGUCGACUCACUGCAUGGGUCAUGCUUUUGAGUCGACUCACUGCAUGGGUCAUGCUUUUGAGUCGACUCACUGCAUGGGUCAUGCUUUUGAGUCGACUCACUGCAUGGGUCAUGCUUUUGAGUCGACUCACUGCAUGGGUCAUGCUUUUGAGUCGACUCACUGCAUGGGUCAUGCUUUUGAGUCGACUCACUGCAUGGGUCAUGCUUUUGAGUCGACUCACUGCAUGGGUCAUGCUUUUGAGUCGACUCACUGCAUGGGUCAUGCUUUUGAGUCGACUCACUGCAUGGGUCAUGCUUUUGAGUCGACUCACUGCAUGGGUCAUGCUUUUGAGUCGACUCACUGCAUGGGUCAUGCUUUUGAGUCGACUCACUGCAUGGGUCAUGCUUUUGAGUCGACUCACUGCAUGGGUCAUGCUUUUGAGUCGACUCACUGCAUGGGUCAUGCUUUUGAGUCGACUCACUGCAUGGGUCAUGCUUUUGAGUCGACUCACUGCAUGGGUCAUGCUUUUGAGUCGACUCACUGCAUGGGUCAUGCUUUUGAGUCGACUCACUGCAUGGGUCAUGCUUUUGAGUCGACUCACUGCAUGGGUCAUGCUUUUGAGUCGACUCACUGCAUGGGUCAUGCUUUUGAGUCGACUCACUGCAUGGGUCAUGCUUUUGAGUCGACUCACUGCAUGGGUCAUGCUUUUGAGUCGACUCACUGCAUGGGUCAUGCUUUUGAGUCGACUCACUGCAUGGGUCAUGCUUUUGAGUCGACUCACUGCAUGGGUCAUGCUUUUGAGUCGACUCACUGCAUGGGUCAUGCUUUUGAGUCGACUCACUGCAUGGGUCAUGCUUUUGAGUCGACUCACUGCAUGGGUCAUGCUUUUGAGUCGACUCACUGCAUGGGUCAUGCUUUUGAGUCGACUCACUGCAUGGGUCAUGCUUUUGAGUCGACUCACUGCAUGGGUCAUGCUUUUGAGUCGACUCACUGCAUGGGUCAUGCUUUUGAGUCGACUCACUGCAUGGGUCAUGCUUUUGAGUCGACUCACUGCAUGGGUCAUGCUUUUGAGUCGACUCACUGCAUGGGUCAUGCUUUUGAGUCGACUCACUGCAUGGGUCAUGCUUUUGAGUCGACUCACUGCAUGGGUCAUGCUUUUGAGUCGACUCACUGCAUGGGUCAUGCUUUUGAGUCGACUCACUGCAUGGGUCAUGCUUUUGAGUCGACUCACUGCAUGGGUCAUGCUUUUGAGUCGACUCACUGCAUGGGUCAUGCUUUUGAGUCGACUCACUGCAUGGGUCAUGCUUUUGAGUCGACUCACUGCAUGGGUCAUGCUUUUGAGUCGACUCACUGCAUGGGUCAUGCUUUUGAGUCGACUCACUGCAUGGGUCAUGCUUUUGAGUCGACUCACUGCAUGGGUCAUGCUUUUGAGUCGACUCACUGCAUGGGUCAUGCUUUUGAGUCGACUCACUGCAUGGGUCAUGCUUUUGAGUCGACUCACUGCAUGGGUCAUGCUUUUGAGUCGACUCACUGCAUGGGUCAUGCUUUUGAGUCGACUCACUGCAUGGGUCAUGCUUUUGAGUCGACUCACUGCAUGGGUCAUGCUUUUGAGUCGACUCACUGCAUGGGUCAUGCUUUUGAGUCGACUCACUGCAUGGGUCAUGCUUUUGAGUCGACUCACUGCAUGGGUCAUGCUUUUGAGUCGACUCACUGCAUGGGUCAUGCUUUUGAGUCGACUCACUGCAUGGGUCAUGCUUUUGAGUCGACUCACUGCAUGGGUCAUGCUUUUGAGUCGACUCACUGCAUGGGUCAUGCUUUUGAGUCGACUCACUGCAUGGGUCAUGCUUUUGAGUCGACUCACUGCAUGGGUCAUGCUUUUGAGUCGACUCACUGCAUGGGUCAUGCUUUUGAGUCGACUCACUGCAUGGGUCAUGCUUUUGAGUCGACUCACUGCAUGGGUCAUGCUUUUGAGUCGACUCACUGCAUGGGUCAUGCUUUUGAGUCGACUCACUGCAUGGGUCAUGCUUUUGAGUCGACUCACUGCAUGGGUCAUGCUUUUGAGUCGACUCACUGCAUGGGUCAUGCUUUUGAGUCGACUCACUGCAUGGGUCAUGCUUUUGAGUCGACUCACUGCAUGGGUCAUGCUUUUGAGUCGACUCACUGCAUGGGUCAUGCUUUUGAGUCGACUCACUGCAUGGGUCAUGCUUUUGAGUCGACUCACUGCAUGGGUCAUGCUUUUGAGUCGACUCACUGCAUGGGUCAUGCUUUUGAGUCGACUCACUGCAUGGGUCAUGCUUUUGAGUCGACUCACUGCAUGGGUCAUGCUUUUGAGUCGACUCACUGCAUGGGUCAUGCUUUUGAGUCGACUCACUGCAUGGGUCAUGCUUUUGAGUCGACUCACUGCAUGGGUCAUGCUUUUGAGUCGACUCACUGCAUGGGUCAUGCUUUUGAGUCGACUCACUGCAUGGGUCAUGCUUUUGAGUCGACUCACUGCAUGGGUCAUGCUUUUGAGUCGACUCACUGCAUGGGUCAUGCUUUUGAGUCGACUCACUGCAUGGGUCAUGCUUUUGAGUCGACUCACUGCAUGGGUCAUGCUUUUGAGUCGACUCACUGCAUGGGUCAUGCUUUUGAGUCGACUCACUGCAUGGGUCAUGCUUUUGAGUCGACUCACUGCAUGGGUCAUGCUUUUGAGUCGACUCACUGCAUGGGUCAUGCUUUUGAGUCGACUCACUGCAUGGGUCAUGCUUUUGAGUCGACUCACUGCAUGGGUCAUGCUUUUGAGUCGACUCACUGCAUGGGUCAUGCUUUUGAGUCGACUCACUGCAUGGGUCAUGCUUUUGAGUCGACUCACUGCAUGGGUCAUGCUUUUGAGUCGACUCACUGCAUGGGUCAUGCUUUUGAGUCGACUCACUGCAUGGGUCAUGCUUUUGAGUCGACUCACUGCAUGGGUCAUGCUUUUGAGUCGACUCACUGCAUGGGUCAUGCUUUUGAGUCGACUCACUGCAUGGGUCAUGCUUUUGAGUCGACUCACUGCAUGGGUCAUGCUUUUGAGUCGACUCACUGCAUGGGUCAUGCUUUUGAGUCGACUCACUGCAUGGGUCAUGCUUUUGAGUCGACUCACUGCAUGGGUCAUGCUUUUGAGUCGACUCACUGCAUGGGUCAUGCUUUUGAGUCGACUCACUGCAUGGGUCAUGCUUUUGAGUCGACUCACUGCAUGGGUCAUGCUUUUGAGUCGACUCACUGCAUGGGUCAUGCUUUUGAGUCGACUCACUGCAUGGGUCAUGCUUUUGAGUCGACUCACUGCAUGGGUCAUGCUUUUGAGUCGACUCACUGCAUGGGUCAUGCUUUUGAGUCGACUCACUGCAUGGGUCAUGCUUUUGAGUCGACUCACUGCAUGGGUCAUGCUUUUGAGUCGACUCACUGCAUGGGUCAUGCUUUUGAGUCGACUCACUGCAUGGGUCAUGCUUUUGAGUCGACUCACUGCAUGGGUCAUGCUUUUGAGUCGACUCACUGCAUGGGUCAUGCUUUUGAGUCGACUCACUGCAUGGGUCAUGCUUUUGAGUCGACUCACUGCAUGGGUCAUGCUUUUGAGUCGACUCACUGCAUGGGUCAUGCUUUUGAGUCGACUCACUGCAUGGGUCAUGCUUUUGAGUCGACUCACUGCAUGGGUCAUGCUUUUGAGUCGACUCACUGCAUGGGUCAUGCUUUUGAGUCGACUCACUGCAUGGGUCAUGCUUUUGAGUCGACUCACUGCAUGGGUCAUGCUUUUGAGUCGACUCACUGCAUGGGUCAUGCUUUUGAGUCGACUCACUGCAUGGGUCAUGCUUUUGAGUCGACUCACUGCAUGGGUCAUGCUUUUGAGUCGACUCACUGCAUGGGUCAUGCUUUUGAGUCGACUCACUGCAUGGGUCAUGCUUUUGAGUCGACUCACUGCAUGGGUCAUGCUUUUGAGUCGACUCACUGCAUGGGUCAUGCUUUUGAGUCGACUCACUGCAUGGGUCAUGCUUUUGAGUCGACUCACUGCAUGGGUCAUGCUUUUGAGUCGACUCACUGCAUGGGUCAUGCUUUUGAGUCGACUCACUGCAUGGGUCAUGCUUUUGAGUCGACUCACUGCAUGGGUCAUGCUUUUGAGUCGACUCACUGCAUGGGUCAUGCUUUUGAGUCGACUCACUGCAUGGGUCAUGCUUUUGAGUCGACUCACUGCAUGGGUCAUGCUUUUGAGUCGACUCACUGCAUGGGUCAUGCUUUUGAGUCGACUCACUGCAUGGGUCAUGCUUUUGAGUCGACUCACUGCAUGGGUCAUGCUUUUGAGUCGACUCACUGCAUGGGUCAUGCUUUUGAGUCGACUCACUGCAUGGGUCAUGCUUUUGAGUCGACUCACUGCAUGGGUCAUGCUUUUGAGUCGACUCACUGCAUGGGUCAUGCUUUUGAGUCGACUCACUGCAUGGGUCAUGCUUUUGAGUCGACUCACUGCAUGGGUCAUGCUUUUGAGUCGACUCACUGCAUGGGUCAUGCUUUUGAGUCGACUCACUGCAUGGGUCAUGCUUUUGAGUCGACUCACUGCAUGGGUCAUGCUUUUGAGUCGACUCACUGCAUGGGUCAUGCUUUUGAGUCGACUCACUGCAUGGGUCAUGCUUUUGAGUCGACUCACUGCAUGGGUCAUGCUUUUGAGUCGACUCACUGCAUGGGUCAUGCUUUUGAGUCGACUCACUGCAUGGGUCAUGCUUUUGAGUCGACUCACUGCAUGGGUCAUGCUUUUGAGUCGACUCACUGCAUGGGUCAUGCUUUUGAGUCGACUCACUGCAUGGGUCAUGCUUUUGAGUCGACUCACUGCAUGGGUCAUGCUUUUGAGUCGACUCACUGCAUGGGUCAUGCUUUUGAGUCGACUCACUGCAUGGGUCAUGCUUUUGAGUCGACUCACUGCAUGGGUCAUGCUUUUGAGUCGACUCACUGCAUGGGUCAUGCUUUUGAGUCGACUCACUGCAUGGGUCAUGCUUUUGAGUCGACUCACUGCAUGGGUCAUGCUUUUGAGUCGACUCACUGCAUGGGUCAUGCUUUUGAGUCGACUCACUGCAUGGGUCAUGCUUUUGAGUCGACUCACUGCAUGGGUCAUGCUUUUGAGUCGACUCACUGCAUGGGUCAUGCUUUUGAGUCGACUCACUGCAUGGGUCAUGCUUUUGAGUCGACUCACUGCAUGGGUCAUGCUUUUGAGUCGACUCACUGCAUGGGUCAUGCUUUUGAGUCGACUCACUGCAUGGGUCAUGCUUUUGAGUCGACUCACUGCAUGGGUCAUGCUUUUGAGUCGACUCACUGCAUGGGUCAUGCUUUUGAGUCGACUCACUGCAUGGGUCAUGCUUUUGAGUCGACUCACUGCAUGGGUCAUGCUUUUGAGUCGACUCACUGCAUGGGUCAUGCUUUUGAGUCGACUCACUGCAUGGGUCAUGCUUUUGAGUCGACUCACUGCAUGGGUCAUGCUUUUGAGUCGACUCACUGCAUGGGUCAUGCUUUUGAGUCGACUCACUGCAUGGGUCAUGCUUUUGAGUCGACUCACUGCAUGGGUCAUGCUUUUGAGUCGACUCACUGCAUGGGUCAUGCUUUUGAGUCGACUCACUGCAUGGGUCAUGCUUUUGAGUCGACUCACUGCAUGGGUCAUGCUUUUGAGUCGACUCACUGCAUGGGUCAUGCUUUUGAGUCGACUCACUGCAUGGGUCAUGCUUUUGAGUCGACUCACUGCAUGGGUCAUGCUUUUGAGUCGACUCACUGCAUGGGUCAUGCUUUUGAGUCGACUCACUGCAUGGGUCAUGCUUUUGAGUCGACUCACUGCAUGGGUCAUGCUUUUGAGUCGACUCACUGCAUGGGUCAUGCUUUUGAGUCGACUCACUGCAUGGGUCAUGCUUUUGAGUCGACUCACUGCAUGGGUCAUGCUUUUGAGUCGACUCACUGCAUGGGUCAUGCUUUUGAGUCGACUCACUGCAUGGGUCAUGCUUUUGAGUCGACUCACUGCAUGGGUCAUGCUUUUGAGUCGACUCACUGCAUGGGUCAUGCUUUUGAGUCGACUCACUGCAUGGGUCAUGCUUUUGAGUCGACUCACUGCAUGGGUCAUGCUUUUGAGUCGACUCACUGCAUGGGUCAUGCUUUUGAGUCGACUCACUGCAUGGGUCAUGCUUUUGAGUCGACUCACUGCAUGGGUCAUGCUUUUGAGUCGACUCACUGCAUGGGUCAUGCUUUUGAGUCGACUCACUGCAUGGGUCAUGCUUUUGAGUCGACUCACUGCAUGGGUCAUGCUUUUGAGUCGACUCACUGCAUGGGUCAUGCUUUUGAGUCGACUCACUGCAUGGGUCAUGCUUUUGAGUCGACUCACUGCAUGGGUCAUGCUUUUGAGUCGACUCACUGCAUGGGUCAUGCUUUUGAGUCGACUCACUGCAUGGGUCAUGCUUUUGAGUCGACUCACUGCAUGGGUCAUGCUUUUGAGUCGACUCACUGCAUGGGUCAUGCUUUUGAGUCGACUCACUGCAUGGGUCAUGCUUUUGAGUCGACUCACUGCAUGGGUCAUGCUUUUGAGUCGACUCACUGCAUGGGUCAUGCUUUUGAGUCGACUCACUGCAUGGGUCAUGCUUUUGAGUCGACUCACUGCAUGGGUCAUGCUUUUGAGUCGACUCACUGCAUGGGUCAUGCUUUUGAGUCGACUCACUGCAUGGGUCAUGCUUUUGAGUCGACUCACUGCAUGGGUCAUGCUUUUGAGUCGACUCACUGCAUGGGUCAUGCUUUUGAGUCGACUCACUGCAUGGGUCAUGCUUUUGAGUCGACUCACUGCAUGGGUCAUGCUUUUGAGUCGACUCACUGCAUGGGUCAUGCUUUUGAGUCGACUCACUGCAUGGGUCAUGCUUUUGAGUCGACUCACUGCAUGGGUCAUGCUUUUGAGUCGACUCACUGCAUGGGUCAUGCUUUUGAGUCGACUCACUGCAUGGGUCAUGCUUUUGAGUCGACUCACUGCAUGGGUCAUGCUUUUGAGUCGACUCACUGCAUGGGUCAUGCUUUUGAGUCGACUCACUGCAUGGGUCAUGCUUUUGAGUCGACUCACUGCAUGGGUCAUGCUUUUGAGUCGACUCACUGCAUGGGUCAUGCUUUUGAGUCGACUCACUGCAUGGGUCAUGCUUUUGAGUCGACUCACUGCAUGGGUCAUGCUUUUGAGUCGACUCACUGCAUGGGUCAUGCUUUUGAGUCGACUCACUGCAUGGGUCAUGCUUUUGAGUCGACUCACUGCAUGGGUCAUGCUUUUGAGUCGACUCACUGCAUGGGUCAUGCUUUUGAGUCGACUCACUGCAUGGGUCAUGCUUUUGAGUCGACUCACUGCAUGGGUCAUGCUUUUGAGUCGACUCACUGCAUGGGUCAUGCUUUUGAGUCGACUCACUGCAUGGGUCAUGCUUUUGAGUCGACUCACUGCAUGGGUCAUGCUUUUGAGUCGACUCACUGCAUGGGUCAUGCUUUUGAGUCGACUCACUGCAUGGGUCAUGCUUUUGAGUCGACUCACUGCAUGGGUCAUGCUUUUGAGUCGACUCACUGCAUGGGUCAUGCUUUUGAGUCGACUCACUGCAUGGGUCAUGCUUUUGAGUCGACUCACUGCAUGGGUCAUGCUUUUGAGUCGACUCACUGCAUGGGUCAUGCUUUUGAGUCGACUCACUGCAUGGGUCAUGCUUUUGAGUCGACUCACUGCAUGGGUCAUGCUUUUGAGUCGACUCACUGCAUGGGUCAUGCUUUUGAGUCGACUCACUGCAUGGGUCAUGCUUUUGAGUCGACUCACUGCAUGGGUCAUGCUUUUGAGUCGACUCACUGCAUGGGUCAUGCUUUUGAGUCGACUCACUGCAUGGGUCAUGCUUUUGAGUCGACUCACUGCAUGGGUCAUGCUUUUGAGUCGACUCACUGCAUGGGUCAUGCUUUUGAGUCGACUCACUGCAUGGGUCAUGCUUUUGAGUCGACUCACUGCAUGGGUCAUGCUUUUGAGUCGACUCACUGCAUGGGUCAUGCUUUUGAGUCGACUCACUGCAUGGGUCAUGCUUUUGAGUCGACUCACUGCAUGGGUCAUGCUUUUGAGUCGACUCACUGCAUGGGUCAUGCUUUUGAGUCGACUCACUGCAUGGGUCAUGCUUUUGAGUCGACUCACUGCAUGGGUCAUGCUUUUGAGUCGACUCACUGCAUGGGUCAUGCUUUUGAGUCGACUCACUGCAUGGGUCAUGCUUUUGAGUCGACUCACUGCAUGGGUCAUGCUUUUGAGUCGACUCACUGCAUGGGUCAUGCUUUUGAGUCGACUCACUGCAUGGGUCAUGCUUUUGAGUCGACUCACUGCAUGGGUCAUGCUUUUGAGUCGACUCACUGCAUGGGUCAUGCUUUUGAGUCGACUCACUGCAUGGGUCAUGCUUUUGAGUCGACUCACUGCAUGGGUCAUGCUUUUGAGUCGACUCACUGCAUGGGUCAUGCUUUUGAGUCGACUCACUGCAUGGGUCAUGCUUUUGAGUCGACUCACUGCAUGGGUCAUGCUUUUGAGUCGACUCACUGCAUGGGUCAUGCUUUUGAGUCGACUCACUGCAUGGGUCAUGCUUUUGAGUCGACUCACUGCAUGGGUCAUGCUUUUGAGUCGACUCACUGCAUGGGUCAUGCUUUUGAGUCGACUCACUGCAUGGGUCAUGCUUUUGAGUCGACUCACUGCAUGGGUCAUGCUUUUGAGUCGACUCACUGCAUGGGUCAUGCUUUUGAGUCGACUCACUGCAUGGGUCAUGCUUUUGAGUCGACUCACUGCAUGGUCGACUCACUGCAUGGGUCAUGCUUUGAGUCGACUCACUGCAUGGGUCAUGCUUUUGAGUCGACUCACUGCAUGGGUCAUGCUUUUGAGUCGACUCACUGCAUGGGUCAUGCUUUUGAGUCGACUCACUGCAUGGGUCAUGCUUUUGAGUCGACUCACUGCAUGGGUCAUGCUUUUGAGUCGACUCACUGCAUGGGUCAUGCUUUUGAGUCGACUCACUGCAUGGGUCAUGCUUUUGAGUCGACUCACUGCAUGGGUCAUGCUUUUGAGUCGACUCACUGCAUGGGUCAUGCUUUUGAGUCGACUCACUGCAUGGGUCAUGCUUUUGAGUCGACUCACUGCAUGGGUCAUGCUUUUGAGUCGACUCACUGCAUGGGUCAUGCUUUUGAGUCGACUCACUGCAUGGGUCAUGCUUUUGAGUCGACUCACUGCAUGGGUCAUGCUUUUGAGUCGACUCACUGCAUGGGUCAUGCUUUUGAGUCGACUCACUGCAUGGGUCAUGCUUUUGAGUCGACUCACUGCAUGGGUCAUGCUUUUGAGUCGACUCACUGCAUGGGUCAUGCUUUUGAGUCGACUCACUGCAUGGGUCAUGCUUUUGAGUCGACUCACUGCAUGGGUCAUGCUUUUGAGUCGACUCACUGCAUGGGUCAUGCUUUUGAGUCGACUCACUGCAUGGGUCAUGCUUUUGAGUCGACUCACUGCAUGGGUCAUGCUUUUGAGUCGACUCACUGCAUGGGUCAUGCUUUUGAGUCGACUCACUGCAUGGGUCAUGCUUUUGAGUCGACUCACUGCAUGGGUCAUGCUUUUGAGUCGACUCACUGCAUGGGUCAUGCUUUUGAGUCGACUCACUGCAUGGGUCAUGCUUUUGAGUCGACUCACUGCAUGGGUCAUGCUUUUGAGUCGACUCACUGCAUGGGUCAUGCUUUUGAGUCGACUCACUGCAUGGGUCAUGCUUUUGAGUCGACUCACUGCAUGGGUCAUGCUUUUGAGUCGACUCACUGCAUGGGUCAUGCUUUUGAGUCGACUCACUGCAUGGGUCAUGCUUUUGAGUCGACUCACUGCAUGGGUCAUGCUUUUGAGUCGACUCACUGCAUGGGUCAUGCUUUUGAGUCGACUCACUGCAUGGGUCAUGCUUUUGAGUCGACUCACUGCAUGGGUCAUGCUUUUGAGUCGACUCACUGCAUGGGUCAUGCUUUUGAGUCGACUCACUGCAUGGGUCAUGCUUUUGAGUCGACUCACUGCAUGGGUCAUGCUUUUGAGUCGACUCACUGCAUGGGUCAUGCUUUUGAGUCGACUCACUGCAUGGGUCAUGCUUUUGAGUCGACUCACUGCAUGGGUCAUGCUUUUGAGUCGACUCACUGCAUGGGUCAUGCUUUUGAGUCGACUCACUGCAUGGGUCAUGCUUUUGAGUCGACUCACUGCAUGGGUCAUGCUUUUGAGUCGACUCACUGCAUGGGUCAUGCUUUUGAGUCGACUCACUGCAUGGGUCAUGCUUUUGAGUCGACUCACUGCAUGGGUCAUGCUUUUGAGUCGACUCACUGCAUGGGUCAUGCUUUUGAGUCGACUCACUGCAUGGGUCAUGCUUUUGAGUCGACUCACUGCAUGGGUCAUGCUUUUGAGUCGACUCACUGCAUGGGUCAUGCUUUUGAGUCGACUCACUGCAUGGGUCAUGCUUUUGAGUCGACUCACUGCAUGGGUCAUGCUUUUGAGUCGACUCACUGCAUGGGUCAUGCUUUUGAGUCGACUCACUGCAUGGGUCAUGCUUUUGAGUCGACUCACUGCAUGGGUCAUGCUUUUGAGUCGACUCACUGCAUGGGUCAUGCUUUUGAGUCGACUCACUGCAUGGGUCAUGCUUUUGAGUCGACUCACUGCAUGGGUCAUGCUUUUGAGUCGACUCACUGCAUGGGUCAUGCUUUUGAGUCGACUCACUGCAUGGGUCAUGCUUUUGAGUCGACUCACUGCAUGGGUCAUGCUUUUGAGUCGACUCACUGCAUGGGUCAUGCUUUUGAGUCGACUCACUGCAUGGGUCAUGCUUUUGAGUCGACUCACUGCAUGGGUCAUGCUUUUGAGUCGACUCACUGCAUGGGUCAUGCUUUUGAGUCGACUCACUGCAUGGGUCAUGCUUUUGAGUCGACUCACUGCAUGGGUCAUGCUUUUGAGUCGACUCACUGCAUGGGUCAUGCUUUUGAGUCGACUCACUGCAUGGGUCAUGCUUUUGAGUCGACUCACUGCAUGGGUCAUGCUUUUGAGUCGACUCACUGCAUGGGUCAUGCUUUUGAGUCGACUCACUGCAUGGGUCAUGCUUUUGAGUCGACUCACUGCAUGGGUCAUGCUUUUGAGUCGACUCACUGCAUGGGUCAUGCUUUUGAGUCGACUCACUGCAUGGGUCAUGCUUUUGAGUCGACUCACUGCAUGGGUCAUGCUUUUGAGUCGACUCACUGCAUGGGUCAUGCUUUUGAGUCGACUCACUGCAUGGGUCAUGCUUUUGAGUCGACUCACUGCAUGGGUCAUGCUUUUGAGUCGACUCACUGCAUGGGUCAUGCUUUUGAGUCGACUCACUGCAUGGGUCAUGCUUUUGAGUCGACUCACUGCAUGGGUCAUGCUUUUGAGUCGACUCACUGCAUGGGUCAUGCUUUUGAGUCGACUCACUGCAUGGGUCAUGCUUUUGAGUCGACUCACUGCAUGGGUCAUGCUUUUGAGUCGACUCACUGCAUGGGUCAUGCUUUUGAGUCGACUCACUGCAUGGGUCAUGCUUUUGAGUCGACUCACUGCAUGGGUCAUGCUUUUGAGUCGACUCACUGCAUGGGUCAUGCUUUUGAGUCGACUCACUGCAUGGGUCAUGCUUUUGAGUCGACUCACUGCAUGGGUCAUGCUUUUGAGUCGACUCACUGCAUGGGUCAUGCUUUUGAGUCGACUCACUGCAUGGGUCAUGCUUUUGAGUCGACUCACUGCAUGGGUCAUGCUUUUGAGUCGACUCACUGCAUGGGUCAUGCUUUUGAGUCGACUCACUGCAUGGGUCAUGCUUUUGAGUCGACUCACUGCAUGGGUCAUGCUUUUGAGUCGACUCACUGCAUGGGUCAUGCUUUUGAGUCGACUCACUGCAUGGGUCAUGCUUUUGAGUCGACUCACUGCAUGGGUCAUGCUUUUGAGUCGACUCACUGCAUGGGUCAUGCUUUUGAGUCGACUCACUGCAUGGGUCAUGCUUUUGAGUCGACUCACUGCAUGGGUCAUGCUUUUGAGUCGACUCACUGCAUGGGUCAUGCUUUUGAGUCGACUCACUGCAUGGGUCAUGCUUUUGAGUCGACUCACUGCAUGGGUCAUGCUUUUGAGUCGACUCACUGCAUGGGUCAUGCUUUUGAGUCGACUCACUGCAUGGGUCAUGCUUUUGAGUCGACUCACUGCAUGGGUCAUGCUUUUGAGUCGACUCACUGCAUGGGUCAUGCUUUUGAGUCGACUCACUGCAUGGGUCAUGCUUUUGAGUCGACUCACUGCAUGGGUCAUGCUUUUGAGUCGACUCACUGCAUGGGUCAUGCUUUUGAGUCGACUCACUGCAUGGGUCAUGCUUUUGAGUCGACCUGA